CAUUUUUGGUAUCGCAUGCCACAUACACACACAGACGCAUUCCCAACUAAAAAACACACACACAACAUCGAUGCAACAACCACAACAAACCCAACAACUUCAACAAGAUCAUGCACAUGGUGCACUCAUACCAAACCUUGCCUCAUUACAGCGGCGACCGAUGUAAAAGGCCAACAGGAGGAGGAACCGCUAUGUCUGGAAUAUGCAACGCCAGAUGCGGUGCCAUUGCAUCUCCGCCAGAUGCUGGGUCAGCAUACUGAAACGAAGAUCUCCUCGGUCGAAUUGCUGAUGCUAUUGAUCUAUUUGGUGGCCCUGGAGAGCGGAUUUGUCGAGGACAACACGUAUGUGGAGAAGCGAGAUCAACUGAGGCCUGUGCCGGCCGUUGGUUGCUUUCAUAUCUACAAUGUGCGUCUGCUUAGCCAGCAGUCGCCACAAACUAUUCGAAAAUCCGAGGAUGCACCCUUUCGCAUGGUCCUACGUACGCUAUUGGAUGAAUCUGCCACACAGGAAGACUCAAAUGUGUCCACACUACAAUCUCACCUGAUGGCCGUUGUGCUGGGUGACCUUCUCAUGGUCACACUGAGCCCAGCGCCGCCUUCAAAGGAACCGGGACACAGCAUUUGUCUGUCCAUUGGACGCUUUGUGCUCAACGUGCAGCUGGAGCCGCUCUACAAGCGCUUCCGCAGACUGGACGAGCUGUCAUUGCAGCUGCGUCAGAAGCUCUUUCAGCCAAUGCGUGCCCAGCAGUUGUUGGCCCUGAAAUUCUACCUGCAUCCCUCGCUUUUGGGUCUGCCAGAUGAGCUUUACAAUGAAAUCUUUCGAUAUUUGAAUGUAAAUCAAUUAAAUAUUGUGGCGAAUGUCAAUAGGCAGCUUUGCAACUACCGCAAAUUGUUUAAACGGCAUGAUUAACAAGACUUAAAAAAAUAUAUGUUGCUAAAUUCUAAGUAAUUUCUAAAUUCUCAGUAAGAAUUUGGCUAUAAGAAGAUCAGUUAAUACAACAUCUAGCUAUUAUUUUUAAGUGCUUUGCUGGACUGCAUAAAAUAUAAAUUUUAGUGAAAAAAUGAA
Drosophila innubila is the source of this 1065-nucleotide messenger RNA. RefSeq names its product protein nutcracker. The coding region runs from base 16 to 909 and encodes 297 amino acids. The record is from RefSeq and is a predicted model, not a curated record. The transcript is spliced from 2 exons. Gene Ontology annotation, molecular function: protein binding. NCBI's taxonomy places the organism in Eukaryota, Metazoa, Arthropoda, Insecta, Diptera, Drosophilidae.